UUAUAUUAUUUUAUUUUAUUUUUUUGUAGAAGAAACGUAGAAUAGUAUUUUAUAAAUUCGCAUGUUUAAUGGUGGUCAAUAUCUAUAUACUCGGGAAAACACAUUAUUAAAUAAAAAAAAAGGUAGAAAGGGAAACUAAUUUAUUGGUAUUGAACUCAUUUCUUUAACAUAAAUCUUUAUCAUCGUAGUCCCCAUUUGGGAUAAUUAUUUGUAUUCUAAUUCGAUUAUAACAAAAAGGGGCAUUCAGUCUAAAGAUCAAGAUACUGAAGAGUCAUAUAGCCUCCAGCCUACAUCUGAUGAUAAAUUAAAAGGCCCCAGAAUGAUUGGUAUUCAGGCUCUGGUCGCAUGUCUUGCGGCCUUGACUAUAUAUACAAUUAACGCUAGUUCUAAUCAACCGACUUUUCACAUUUUAUGCAUGUAUGUGGUUGAACGACAUCACAUCCAAUUCUAUGGACUAUGGCAACUCAUAAGAGCUAAUCUAGGGAACGACUUGGUAUUAUAUCCAUUCAUUCACACUAGCCCGCGAUGAACACUAAGCGGAUCGAGUCAGCGCGCUUGUAUUUUUACUAUACUACAUGAUGUCGGGAACCAAAUAUUAUUCACCUAAAUUUAAAAGGGGGAAAAACCUGUGAUACACAUAGCAAAAAUAAAAAAUUCAAAAUAAUUUAUAGUUACAUCCCGAAUUGCUCAAAGGCGCCUAUUUUUUAAAUAUUAAAUAGAAAUUUCAACUUACCUUUUUAUUCUAUUAUUAACUCCUAAUUAAGAAGUGCUAUAUAAAAAAAAAUUACAAGAUAUUUUAAUUAAUGAUGAUAACGAUUGAUUUAUAUUGUUUUUCCUUAUCAAAAGGGAAAUACUAUUAUCGUUAAAUAUAAUUUAAAAGAAUUGUACGUGUAAUUACGUUAAAAAAAUGCUUUAAAAAUACGGGAUGAUCUCAAAUUCUAGGAAAGGAUUGGUAGCCCCACAAAACACAUUCUUGGAGCAAAUCAUUCGCAGGAGCCAUAAUCAACAUAGCAAUUUCGUUUUGGCCAAUGCUCAAAUCAUAGAUUAUCCCAUAGUCUACUGCAACGAAAAUUUUUGCAAGAUGACUGGUUACAACCGGGCUGAAAUUAUUCAUAAGAGUUGCACUUGUUCCUUCCUGGUCGGGGAAAUGACCGAUAAAGAAAUGCUCAAAAAAUUGCAGAUCACGCUCGAAAACGCCGAACAGUCUCACACUGAGAUUUUGUUCUAUCGCAAAAAUGGUACUCCUUUAUGGGUCCUCCUAUUCGCUGCCCCUAUCAAAGACGAUAAAGAAAAUAUAGUAUUGUUUUUAUUGACCUUUCGCGAUAUUACUCCUAUCAAACAACCGUUGUAUCCCGAUAUUAAACCAGGUUUAAGUAAAUUUGCAAGAUUAGCGAGGUCCGUAACCCGGAGUAGAGCUCUUUUGCAGCAUUCCAACCAUAUAGGUGGUAAAACUGAAGGUGCAAAUAAAUCUGCCCAUCUAGCACACGUAGUUCACCUUGACCUAGAAAAUUUACCUCAUUAUAGACUGGAAACUCCAAAAACUCCUCUCCACAUAAUUUUGCAUUAUUGCGCCUUUAAGGCUUUUUGGGACUGGGUCAUUUUGGUGCUCACAUUUUACACGGCUAUCAUGGUUCCUUUCAAUGUGGCUUUCAAGAGUAAAACCAUCGAGGACAUUGGCCUUCUAGUCGUUGAUGCGGUAGUGGAUGUGAUAUUUUUCAUAGACAUAGUUUUAAAUUUUCAUACGACCUUCGUGGGAGCUAAAGGUGAAAUAGUCUCCGAUCCCAAGACCAUUAGAAUGAAUUAUCUUAAAACUUGGUUCGUGAUAGAUCUCCUAUCUUGUCUGCCAUACGAUAUUUUUAGCGCCUUUGAAGAUGUUAACGAGGGUAUCAGUAGUCUCUUUAGCGCGUUAAAGGUAGUCAGACUGCUCAGACUUGUGCGGGUUACUCGCAAAUUGGACCAUUAUUUCGAAUACGCUGCCGCAUUUUUGCUUCUAUUGAUUAGCAUUUUCAUAUUGUUCGGUCAUUGGUUAGCCUGUAUUUGGUACAGUAUAGGAUACGUCGAAGCUGAAUCUAAUAUCGGAUACGGUUGGUUGAGAUCCGUAAGCCGUACACUUAACAUAUCAUUUUCUUACACAAAUUCUACGCCUCCCAAGCUUGUAGAUGGUCCGAGUCGCAAACAAAGAUAUAUAUCUUCCCUUUAUUUUACUAUGACUUGCUUGACCACAGUUGGCUUUGGAAACAUAUCCCCUAAUACAGAUGCUGAAAAGAUAUUUUCCAUUAUAAUGAUGCUUAUCGGAUCUCUCUUAUACGCUACUAUAUUCGGUAACGUGACCACUAUAUUUCAACAAAUGGCCGCCAACACCGCCAGAUACCAUGAAAUGUUGAAUAACGUGAGAGAUUUCAUGAAGUUAUACGAAGUUCCUAAAGAUUUAUCGGAAAGAGUAAUGGAUUAUAUCGUCUCUAGGUGGGCUGCCACAAAGGGAAUCGAUAUAGCUAAAGUGUUUACGUAUUGUCCAAAAGAUAUGCAAGCCGAUAUAUGCGUUCAUCUAAACAGGAAAGUCUUUCAAGAUCAAGCAGCGUUUCGGUUAGCCAGCGAUGGGUGUCUUAGAGCAUUGGCAGUUAAUUUUCAAAUGAACCACAAUGCCCCUGGCGAUCUUAUAUGUCAUACUGGGGAAAGUGUGGACACCUUAUUUUUCGUAGUCUCUGGGUCUUUAGAAGUUAUACAGGAUGAUGAAGUGGUGGCAGUUCUGAGUAACGGUGACGUGUUUGGGGAUUAUUUUUGGCGAGAACAGACCAUCGGACAAUCGAGUGCUAACGUCAGGGCCUUAACAUAUUGCGACCUACACGUCAUCAAAAGGGACAAACUAUUGGACGUAUUGGCUUUUUAUCAAGCCUUCGCUAAUUCUUUCGCCAGAAAUCUCAUUCUGAACUACAAUCUCCGACACAGAAUAGUUUUUAGAAAGGUUGCUGAUGUCAAACGUGAAUUGGAGUUAGAAGAACUUCGGAAAAAUCAACCUUUGCCACAGUUUGACGAAAAUCACCCGGUUCGAAAAUUACUAUCUAGACUUCGCAAAUCUAGCACUGCUCAGGAUAAAGUUUUAGGAAUUCUAGGUAGCACUACAAACUCGACCUCAGAAAUCAAAGGUGCCUUCAUCAAGAAAAAUUCCAGUUCAGGAUCGUCAAUCCUUCAACCCAAUAGAAUGUUGAAUAAAUUGACUGCCUCGGUGGCUCCCGCAAAAAAUAGUGAUCCAUUGACACAUAUGCUAGGCGAUAAGAUAAUUACAUCCUUAAACAAGGAUACUAAUCUUCAGUUUAAUAUACCCAUGCCUACCUCAACUAUUUUAAAUAAUGUCAUCGAGAUGAACAAUUUGUCUAGCAUCGUGAAAAGCGAAAGUAGAUUGCCUUUGAUAGAAGCAUCCACCAACAAUGAUGAAAUAGAUGAUGAGGACGAUGAAAGAAAGUCUCAACUCAUGUUGGAGACGCUGAGAAAACAAAAAGAACGAAAAUGGCGGCAUUUGUUGAUAGGGGAAGACGAUGAACCAAGCAAACAAAUAGCCCCUUUAAUUAAUAUCCCCACCGUUUAUACGGAAAAUAGUACCAGGUAUCUCGGCAUUGCACCUUCUACACCUUCUCGACCAAUAUAUGAACCGGUGAAUAUGAUAGAAAAUAGCGUAAUAAUGAUAAACAGCGAAAUAAAAGAUAUAAAAGUUGCCAUGGAACGGAUAGAGCUAAAAAUUAAUCACAUAUUGGCUAGGCUGGAUCAUGACCCGAAUUUCAAUCAGCCUACCGUUCCAAUAUCUUACACAAAUUCCUUCAAUUCCGAUUCUUACAUAACCCUUUCUAGUCCAACCUUAAAUAAUUCUUCAACUUUACACCCGUCAAUACCACCUACAAUUGCGAUAUCUAACAUUUCGUCAUUGCCUAGAAUCAAAAAUAUUAUCGAAAAAGAUCAAGAUAUGGAAGUUUAAUCUAUUUUCCUUUUGGGAUAAAGAUUCUAAACGCGAGUCCAGUCAAUAUAUAAAGAUCUUACCUGUUCAUUUUCAUUAUACCAAAGCAUAUGCCUUAUUUAUGUUAGUAGAUAAGAGAAUGAUGGUCGAGAUUGUUAUGAUUUAUAUAUGCAGUUCAUAUUCAUGCAAAAUAUUGUAUUAAACUAUAUUGUAGAUAAUUUCUAUUAUACACAUUUAAAAUUAUAUUGCCGAAUUUGAACAAAUAUAUAUAUUUAAGUACAAAUGUGAUAUUAAAUAAAUGGAUUUAAUAUUUGA
Molecule: messenger RNA, 4261 nt
Organism: Gordionus sp. m RMFG-2023
Lineage: Eukaryota; Metazoa; Nematomorpha; Gordioida; Chordodea; Parachordodidae
Product: potassium voltage-gated channel protein eag-like
Exons: 15
Coding region: 926-3967 (1013 amino acids)
Biological process (GO): potassium ion transmembrane transport; regulation of membrane potential
Cellular component (GO): plasma membrane
Molecular function (GO): voltage-gated potassium channel activity
Source: RefSeq, a predicted model, not a curated record